Molecule: messenger RNA, 1027 nt
Organism: Callithrix jacchus (white-tufted-ear marmoset)
Lineage: Eukaryota; Metazoa; Chordata; Mammalia; Primates; Cebidae
Gene: RNASEH2C
Product: ribonuclease H2 subunit C
Biological process (GO): RNA catabolic process
Cellular component (GO): ribonuclease H2 complex
Source: RefSeq, a predicted model, not a curated record
AAGAGGCCCUGCGCGCUUUCCACGCCAGCUUCGGCCUCAGUGCGCGAGCAACGGCGUCGCCUUGGAGCGAGGAUGGAGAGCGGCGACGAGGUACCAAUCGAGAGGCACCGCGUCCACUUGCGCCCCGCCACGCUGCGCGACGCCGCCCCCGCCACACUGCACCUGCUGCCCUGCGAGGUCGCGAUGGACGGGCCCGCCCCGGUGGGGCGCUUCUUCACGCCCGCCAUCUGCCAGGGCCCUGAGGGACUCGAAGUCUCGUUUCGGGGCCGCUGUCUGCGGGGCGAGGAGGUGGCGGUGCCGCCCGGCGUCGUGGGAUACGUAAUGGUGACGGAAGAGGAGGGAUUGAUGGGGAACCCGGAUCCCUCGCGGGAUUCUGGGACUUACGACCAAGAAGAGGAGCCGCUGGAGCGGGACUUCGACCGCUUCAUCGGAGCCACUGCCAGCUUCACCCGCUUCACCCUGUGGGGCCUGGAGACCAUCCCUGGCCCGGAUGCCAAAGUGCGUGGGGCCUUAACUUGGCCCAGCCUCGCGGCAGCGUGUGCUGAGCACAGUGGAGGGUGUGAGGGCACUGAGAGGAACAGCUGCAACAACCACAAGGGAGACCAAAAGCUGGUGAAGGCUUACAGGCAGGGGAUGCAGAGAAAAUGGCUCAGGGGAAGAAAGUGCCUCCAAUUUUCCUUUGCCAUCCCAGGCUUGGUGUCUGGGCAGUGAGGAAGGAAGUAAGGACUGAUUCCCGUCUCAGAUCCAGGCCUGAGGAGGCUUGAAUUCUCAGUCAAAUCAGUCCUUCUACCUGGGAUCUUGGAAGUGUGAGCUGCUCUAAGACCUGUGUGGCCUGACUGGGUGGUUGUGAGGAUGCAAGGAGAGAAGGUGCAUCAAGGUGCUUCCUAAGACGGGGAGACCAUUCCUGAGAGCCAGUGUAACUGACCCUGACAGUGGCUCGCUCCCUCUGACUCGUGCAGACAGGUGAGCACUGGGAAGCAGUGAGAUCCUCAGACCCUGCAUAGCCCUGAGUGGCUUCACAUCUCUU